GGAAAUCCUCGUCCAAAAGUGAAAAGUAAAGUUUGUCUGAGGUUUUGCACUGCAGUAUUUAUUCGCAACAAAAUUGAAUUCAUUUUAAAGGUUAAUUUAUGGAGAUGGUAAUGCUUGCUUAGAGUAGUGGAAUUGCGGCGACGUUGUGUACUUCGGUGGAAAGGAGCUGGUGAUCGUUAGGGGCAACGCCGUGUCUCUUCGUCGUGAUUUGCGGUCUCAGAACAGUUUUGACAAUGGCUUCUCUCGGAUAUAGUAGAAUUUGUGCUCGUGUUCAUGAAAAACUGUGUCAGUGGGGACAUUCCCAAAUAAACAAAAACUCAAUUUGUGUUCGCUCAAAAAUUGGAUUUUGCACAUUGACUAGGAACUUUUCAGAGGAUACAAAAAAGUCGCGAGUUCUAAAAAACGCCGUUGGAGCAGCAGCAACCUCUCACGUACCAGGAUGUUGGCAUCCUUGUAUUCGACCAGAAAUACCGACUACAACUCGAACGUUCGCCACGAUACGUACGCAACAACCCGGGUCUUUACUCGAAUACCAAGAAGACCCUUACAGUUUGCUGGAAGACGACCUUAAAGAUGUUUAUGUAUAUAUAAGAAAUGUACUUAGACGAAAUACAUUCCAAGAUAAUUUAUACGAAAUAGCCACAUAUUAUUUCGAUGGACAUGGGAAAGCGAUCAGGCCUAUGGUGACUAUAUUAAUGGCAAGGGCAAUCAAUUCACACAUGUACAAAGAGAACAGUGGUCUUUUAUCAUCGCAAAGAGAAGUAGCGAUGAUAUCAGAAAUGAUCCACACGGCUUCUCUUGUCCAUGACGAUGUAAUAGAUCAAUCAGAUUUCCGAAGAGGUAAACCGAGCGUAAACGUUAGAUGGAAUCACAAAAAAGUUACAAUGGCGGGUGAUUUCAUUUUAGCAGUAGCGUCGAUGUUGAUAGCUAGGUUAAGAAACAAUGACGUCACAUCCGUUUUAAGUCAGGUUGUAACAGAUCUAGUCCAAGGUGAAUUUAUGCAGUUGGGAUCCAAAGAAACAGAAAAUGAAAGAUUCGCACACUAUUUACAAAAAACUUAUCGGAAAACAGCAUCAUUAAUUGCCAAUUCUUUAAAAGCUGUUGCAAUUUUGGCAGACGCCGAUGAAAAACUAACAGACAUUUCGUAUCAAUAUGGAAGAAAUCUAGGACUUGCUUUUCAAUUAGUAGACGAUCUUCUCGACUUUGUAUCUUCUUCUGAAGCUAUGGGUAAACCUACAGCUGCAGAUUUGAAAUUAGGUUUGGCAACUGCACCUGUAUUGUUUGCUUGCGAAAAGUAUCCCGAAUUGAAUCCUAUGAUAAUGAGAAGGUUUCAAGAGCCUGGUGAUGUAGAAAAAGCUUUCGAACUAGUUCACAAAUCGAGAGGAUUGGAACAAACACAAUUUUUGGCACGUCAACAUUGUCAAGAGUCAGUGAGACUUGCCAAUCUCCUACAAGAAAGUCCCUUUCAAAAAGGUUUAAUAGUGACUGCGGAUUAUGUUUUAAAUCGUAUGAAAUAGCGUAAAAAUAUUUUAGUUCUAGAUUAGGUAGAUGAUUGUAGUUAUGAAAUUAUAAUUAGAUGGAUUUGUGGGGUAUUACUGAAACAUUUUUCCAUUCGGUUCAGUGACUAUAUCGAAAUUGUUUGACCGAAAAAAAAAAUAUUGAAAUUAAAACAAAAAUUAUAGGAAACCGAAAUUCAAUAUUUCGAAAAUGUAUUCUGCCGUUCUUCAAACGAGAAAACAACUACUUUCCUGGCUAACGCCUCGACGAAUAUUUAAUUCCAUUAAAAUUGAAUCAAACUUGUUAUCCCCUUCAUAAUCACACCUAAAAUAUCGUAAUUUAAAAAAAAAUAUCAAUAUACUCUUAGAUAUUAAUUAUUAUACUUAUCGAUAAUUAAAUUUGAAUUCUCCCAUAUCGUUCUUUUGUAUUAUAAACCUUUUCUUUUUAAAUUAACUUUAUUUUAAAUGUAUCUAUUGCUCAAUUGAUAUUACUAAUAAAUCUAUACACAAUUUAACACGAAACAAAUAUAUAAGUACAUUCUAAUUAACUUUAGAUUUAGUUAAAUUAUAUAUUUUAAUACUUUAUAUUUCAGAAAAUGUAAAUAAAAAUGACAAGAUUUCAAAAAAUAUAAAUUUUCACUAAAAUUUAUGAAAAAACACUCAUAAUCCUUAACCUUUUUACUGUGAAAUUCAAAGUAUUCUUCAUUUUUCGUUUUGUAUUAUCCAGCUUCAUUCCGAUUUAUUACUAACAUCUCUACCUCGUCCUAAUUUAUCCCUGACACUUCUAUCUCAUUAUUCCUUCUGCCUUGUUCCAAUUCAUCAUAUUAUUUAUUCCUCAUUCCAAAUUGUCCUUAACACUUCUAUAUUAUAUUUAUUAAACUCAUUUUGAGUAUCGGUUUAAUAUUUAAUCCAAAUAGAAAAAUAAGUUUCAAUUUGGAGUAUUGUUAAGUUUUUUUUAUUAGUAUUGGUUUAAUCAGUUUCAUUCUUCUCAUUAACUCAUUAAUCACUUUUUUAUUUUCUCUUCUAUUUCAUUUAAAUAUAAAUAUUUGAAAGUGUAUGUCUUCAAAAAUGUCUUUUGAAUUUACACACUUUAUAAAUUUGACCAGGUUAUUAAAAGAAUUUUAAAAAAAUUAAUUAUAUGGAUGAAGAACUCUCUCACCGCUAGUUGUAGUGGCAAAUAAGGAGGAAGAGGAGGAAAUGGGACAAUAAAACAUAUAGGGUGAGGCAUCUUUCUGUACUGAAAGACUACCAAUACUCAAUAUGACUAAGUGACAGCCGAAGAAUAUUUGAAAUACCAUAAAGGUUUCAAAUUUUUUUUGUUUUUAAAGUUAUUUAUGAAUGUUACCUGAUGUACAGGGUAUACCAUGAUUUUUUAAAAAAAAAAUAAAAAUGAUAAAAAAUUUGGUAGUUUUAGGUAAUUUUUAGUUUUUCAGUUGAAAAAACUCACUUCCUAUGAAAUCUAAAAUCCCUCAAAACAUAUAAAAAGGUCUAAAAACUGAAAAGUUGAAGAACAUUUUUUACAUGACUGGGCAUUUUUUUGAAAAAAAAAUUGUGUAUAUAAACAAUUCAAAUAACUCAAAACUGAAAACCUUUAGAUGUAUGAUGUUCCAAAUAAAGUUAUAUUGAAAUUAAUUAUUACAAAUUCCAAAAAUGCAUCAAAAACUUACGUUUCAUUAAAAAAAAAACAAAGUUGGAAAACCAUAGAUAACUGAAAAUACAAUUUUUACAAUAUACAUUUCGACUUAUUUCAUUGUGGUACACCCUGUAUGAAAACAUUGUUAUAUUUUUCAACGAUAAUUGGAUGAAAAGACGUUGAUUGUAUUUUUUACAUUACAAAGUAUAUUUAUACAACUUGCACCAUAUAUUUGUGUAUAAAUGUACAGACAUAAUAUUAUAUAUUGAUAAUAAUAAAAUAAAUUUUAUUGACUUAAAUUAUUGUUACCUUCCUUAAAGCUCCUGUACUAAUUACAAUAAAAAUUUUUCGAUUGUUACUUUGACUAUACAUUAUAUAGUAGGAACAAUGUGGUCCUUUGUAUAUUUCUGCUAUGAUGCAUUAAAAUUAAAUUGCAAUUUCUACUAUUAAUUGUAGGUAAGAAACAAAAAAACUUCUUAAAGAAUGUAAUAUUUCAAUAAGUAGACAAUUUGUAACAAAUUUUCUGUAAAAUUCAUCUUUUUAUGAAUGAAUACCCCUACAAGUUUAUUUUUUCAAUUACAAAGUGUUCUUAAAUAGAUGCACUCUUAUGUAAAGUGUAAUUGUAUAGUAGCUUUGGAUAACUUUGUUGUUGUUUACUUCACACUUAUAAUUGUGUAUAUAUAUUGGUAAUUAUCUUAUUGUUUACAGAUUAAUUAAAAAAAUAUAUUUUAUAGCAAUA
Messenger RNA from Diorhabda sublineata, 3868 nucleotides. RefSeq names its product all trans-polyprenyl-diphosphate synthase PDSS1 (gene qless). Gene Ontology annotation, molecular function: prenyltransferase activity. Gene Ontology annotation, biological process: ubiquinone biosynthetic process; isoprenoid biosynthetic process. The record is from RefSeq and is a predicted model, not a curated record. Lineage: Eukaryota; Metazoa; Arthropoda; Insecta; Coleoptera; Chrysomelidae. The transcript is spliced from 8 exons. Bases 234 to 1517 code for a protein of 427 amino acids. Gene Ontology annotation, cellular component: mitochondrion; transferase complex.